AUGGCGUUGGAUUUGGUCUUCCCAGAGAACACGGGGAGGUUGCCAAACAGCAAAUUGCCACUUCAGCUGAAACAUGUGCUGGCAGUAGUGUACGUAUUUGGCGGAUUCUCGGCGCUCAUGGCUCUCCUGUCGAAGCUAAUUGUCAAGCCGCUGUUCGAACAAUUAACUGCUCAACGACAAGAGUUGGCGCAAGCCGUGCGAUACAAGCUGGUCAAAUUCAACUGUGAGCUGGAGCACUCACUUAAAGACCCCCCUUCUCUUCAUUCGAUCAAACACGGAUAUGCCGACACUCUUGUUCGGACUGAAAAGCGAGGCACUGGGAAGACAGCUUCCUCGGGUGCCUAUAAACUUGAGCGAAAUGAUUUAAAGGACGAGUGUUCUGCUGCAGAAAAAAGCUUGCUUGAUGAGAUUAAGAGUUUAGAGGAGUACAUGAGAGACGUCGCAUUUGGCUACUCCAGCACUAGUUCGAAUGCUAAAGCCAAAUCCAGUACUGUGGCUGAAUUCAGAAGCGAAGUUCGGUCGUUCAAGGGCGCACUGCUUGCUCUGUAG
Molecule: messenger RNA, 549 nt
Organism: Wickerhamiella sorbophila
Lineage: Eukaryota; Fungi; Ascomycota; Dipodascomycetes; Dipodascales; Trichomonascaceae
Exons: 1
Coding region: 1-549 (182 amino acids)
Source: RefSeq, a predicted model, not a curated record